CGUCGCGUUGUGACGGACGAACGGCGACGUGCGGACGUUUGUCUAUGGAACAGUCGCUCGCGGCACGACAAGCUCGUAUUGAAUUUAUGAGAAACUAUUUCAUGUGUAGUGAAAUAAGAGAGAUUAUUAAAUUUCUCGCAUGAGAGUGAAUAAAAUAACCGUUUGAACAUGGCGUUGGAGGGUGUUAAAAGUGAUAAAAGUGAGGAAAACAACGGGAACGUCCCGGACGGCAAGGCGAAUGGGGUCGACAACAAAAGUAAACAGAUAGACCCGAACACAGCGUUCCUGCGAGCGGCGCGCGCCGGACAACUCGAAACCGUCGUCGACCUCCUCGACUCAGGGGCGGUCAAAGACAUCAACACUAGCAAUUCGAAUGGGCUUAACGCGCUACACUUGGCAGCUAAAGAUGGCCACAUCUCGGUGGUCGAGGAACUCCUUAAACGGGGAGCCAUCGUGGACGCAGCUACAAAGAAAGGCAACACAGCCCUACACAUAGCAUGCCUCGCGGGCCAAGAGCCAGUGGCGCGGGCGCUGCUCGGUGCCGGCGCCAAAGCAGAUGCUCAAUCCGCUGCUGGCUUCACUCCGUUAUACAUGGCCGCGCAAGAGAACCACGCUGGUUGUGUAAAGAUGCUGUUAGCUGCUGGCGCUAGUCAGACACUAGCCACUGAGGAUGGCUUCACCCCCUUAGCUGUGGCCAUGCAGCAGGGGCACGACCGCGUGGUAGCCGAGUUACUCGAAUCUGACACGAGGGGCAAAGUGCGCUUGCCCGCACUCCACAUUGCUGCCAAGAAGAACGAUGUUAAGGCCGCCACAUUAUUACUAGAAAACGAACACAACCCCGACGCCUGUUCCAAGUCCGGAUUCACACCGCUACACAUAGCCGCCCACUACGGAAACGUCGGUGUGGCUAAAGCUUUACUCGCCGCCGGUGCCGACUCAGGGCGGGCAGCUAAACAUAAUAUCACACCUCUACAUGUUGCCAGCAAAUGGGGACAGCUGGCUAUGGUCGAUUUAUUGGUAGAGAAUGGUGCAAACAUUGCCGCUGUUACGAGAGACGGCCUCACCCCGCUGCACUGCGCCGCGCGCUCCGGACACAGCAACGUCGUGUCGCGGCUGUUACAACAUGGAGCGCCUAUCACGAGCAAAACGAAGAACGGGCUAACGCCUCUCCACAUGUCCGUCCAAGGCGAACACGUAGAGACGGCGAGAGUCCUCCUUACCGAAGGUGCUCCUAUAGAUGACGUCACUGUAGAUUAUCUGACAGCUCUACAUGUUGCAGCUCAUUGUGGACACGUCAAAGUAGCCAAGCUGCUUCUCGACAGGAACGCAGACGCAAACGCCAGAGCUCUGAACGGAUUCACUCCAUUACACAUCGCCUGCAAGAAGAACAGGCUCAAGGUCGUUGAACUGCUGCUCAAAUAUGGUGCUAGUAAAUCGGCGACUACGGAAUCCGGCCUGACGCCCCUUCACGUGGCCUCGUUCAUGGGCUGCAUGAACAUCGCCUUGGUGCUAGUGGGAGCGGGAGCGGAGGCGGACGCAUGCACGGCGCGCGGUGAAACGCCCUUGCAUCUGGCCGCUAGGGCGCACCAGACCGACCUAGUGCGAGUGCUACUGCGGAACAACGCUAAGGUGGAAGCCCGAGCCCGCGAGGAGCAGACCCCGCUGCACGUGGCGGCGCGCCUCGGGCACGGCGACAUCGCGGCGCUGCUGCUGCAGCACGGCGCCGACGUCGCCGCGGCCACCAAGGACCAUUACACGCCGCUACACAUUGCGGCUAAAGAAGGCAAAGAAGAAGUAGCCUCCAUCCUACUCGACAACAACGCACCAAUCGAAGCCGAGACCCGCAAAGGUUUCACACCCCUGCACCUCGCGGCCAAGUAUGGCGACAUCGGAGUAGCCAGGCUCCUACUCGCCAGGGGCGCGCAACCUGACGCGCCAGGGAAGAGCCACAUCACACCUUUACACAUGGCUACUUACUAUGGACAUCCAGAUAUCGCGCUGCUACUGUUGGAUAAAGGCGCCUCGCCGCACUCGCUCGCGAAGAACGGCCACUCGGCGCUCCACAUCGCCUGUCGACACAACCAUCCCGACAUCGCGUUCGCGCUGCUCGAACAUGACGCGGACCCGAGCGUGAAGUCUAAGGCUGGGUUCACGCCUCUACAUAUGGCGGCCCAAGAAGGGCAUGAAGACUGCGUCGAGAUGCUCAUAGAGAGGGGAGCUGAUGUCAACGUGCCGGCCAGCAAUGGGCUGACGCCGGUGCACCUGGCCGCGUCGGAGGGCCGCACGGCCGUGCUGCGGGCGCUGCUGGGCGCGGGCGGGCGCUGCGGCGCGCGCACGCGGGACGGCUACACGCCGCUGCACGCCGCCGCGCACCACGGCCACCACGCCGCGGCCCGGGCGCUGGUGGAAGCGGGCGCCGAUGUUACGGCGAGAGCGCAACAUGGGUUCACUCCGCUGCACCAAGCGUCGCAGCAAGGCCACACCCUCAUCAUUCAGCUGCUGCUCAAGAGUAAUGCUGAUCCGAACGCACUCUCUGCUAACGGGCAGACGGCGUGCGCCAUCGCCGACCGUCUGGGAUACAUCAGCGCCGUGGAGGCCCUGCGUCCAGUCACCGAGAACACUCUCAGCCAAGCCGUCGGUGAUACUGGUGGCUUGGAGGGCAAAUACCGAGUGGCUGCGCCAGAGCUCAUGCAGGACACCUUCAUGAGCGAUUCCGAAGACGAAGGAGGAGAAGUCGAGUGUCCAAUCCAGCAGCAGCAGCAAUACCGCUACAUGAACAGCGAAGCGGGCACCCUGCACCGGGCGCGGCCCCUCGAGGACUCCGUCACGGACGGUCACCUCUACCCCAGCAACAAUGACAAGAAAGUGGCUACCAUCGACAGACAGCCACUCGACAUUGGAUUCCUGGUGUCGUUCGUGGUGGACGCGCGCGGCGGGGCCAUGAAGGCCAAGCGGCGCGGUGGCGUGCGCAUCGUCGUCCCGCCCGCCGCGUGUGCGGCCCCUACCCGAGUUACAUGCCGAGCGGCGACGCGACGCGCGCCGGCCGCGGCGCCGCCGCCGCUCAUGGAGGGCGAGGCGCUGGCGUCGCGCCUGCUGGAGCUGCAGCCGCAGGGCGCCAAGUUCUUGGCGCCAGUAAUAAUCGAGGUGCCUAUCUUCACAUCAUCGUGCAAAGAGCGCGAGAUCGUCAUCCUACGAUCAGACACCGGCGACACGUGGCAGGACCACUACCUGCACAAUAAUGACAACCCUAUGAUACAGGAAGCGUUGCAUCGCGAGCGACUUGAACACGGCACUUCUGGCGAAACAUUGGGCGAAAAUGGCGAACGAGUGACCAGAAUAAUCACUUGCGACUUCCCGCAUUACUUGGCUGUCGUAUCCCGCGUACGACAAGAAGUGCACAUCAUCGGGCCCGAGGGAGGCACUGUGUCCAGCUCACAUAUACCACAGGUCCAAGCGCUGUUCCCUCCGCAAGCGCUCACAAAACGCAUCCGCGUGGGCGUGCAGGCGCACGGAGCCCCGGCGGCGCUGUGCCGGCGCGCGCUGCCCAGACACGUGGCCGUGGCGCCCGUCAUCACCGUGGAGCCGCGCCGGAGGAAGUUCCAUCGCUCCAUCACGCUCACGUCCCCGCUGCCCAAGACCGAGGUACAUACAAUAUCUACAUACAUCGGUGCACCAGCUGCCCUGUGCCGGCGCGCGCUGCCCAGACACGUGGCCGUGGCGCCCGUCAUCACCGUGGAGCCGCGCCGGAGGAAGUUCCAUCGCUCCAUCACGCUCACGUCCCCGCUGCCCAAGACCGAGGUACAUACAAUAUCUACAUACAUCGGUGCACCAGCUGCCCUGUGCCGGCGCGCGCUGCCCAGACACGUGGCCGUGGCGCCCGUCAUCACCGUGGAGCCGCGCCGGAGGAAGUUCCAUCGCUCCAUCACGCUCACGUCCCCGCUGCCCAAGACCGAGGUACAUACAAUAUCUACAUACAUCGGUGCACCAGCUGCCCUGUGCCGGCGCGCGCUGCCCAGACACGUGGCCGUGGCGCCCGUCAUCACCGUGGAGCCGCGCCGGAGGAAGUUCCAUCGCUCCAUCACGCUCACGUCCCCGCUGCCCAAGACCGAGGUACAUACAAUAUCUACAUACAUCGGUGCACCAGCUGCCCUGUGCCGGCGCGCGCUGCCCAGACACGUGGCCGUGGCGCCCGUCAUCACCGUGGAGCCGCGCCGGAGGAAGUUCCAUCGCUCCAUCACGCUCACGUCCCCGCUGCCCAAGACCGAGGUACAUACAAUAUCUACAUACAUCGGUGCACCAGCUGCCCUGUGCCGGCGCGCGCUGCCCAGACACGUGGCCGUGGCGCCCGUCAUCACCGUGGAGCCGCGCCGGAGGAAGUUCCAUCGCUCCAUCACGCUCACGUCCCCGCUGCCCAAGACCGAGGUACAUACAAUAUCUACAUACAUCGGUGCACCAGCUGCCCUGUGCCGGCGCGCGCUGCCCAGACACGUGGCCGUGGCGCCCGUCAUCACCGUGGAGCCGCGCCGGAGGAAGUUCCAUCGCUCCAUCACGCUCACGUCCCCGCUGCCCAAGACCGAGGUACAUACAAUAUCUACAUACAUCGGUGCACCAGCUGCCCUGUGCCGGCGCGCGCUGCCCAGACACGUGGCCGUGGCGCCCGUCAUCACCGUGGAGCCGCGCCGGAGGAAGUUCCAUCGCUCCAUCACGCUCACGUCCCCGCUGCCCAAGACCGAGGUACAUACAAUAUCUACAUACAUCGGUGCACCAGCUGCCCUGUGCCGGCGCGCGCUGCCCAGACACGUGGCCGUGGCGCCCGUCAUCACCGUGGAGCCGCGCCGGAGGAAGUUCCAUCGCUCCAUCACGCUCACGUCCCCGCUGCCCAAGACCGAGGUACAUACAAUAUCUACAUACAUCGGUGCACCAGCUGCCCUGUGCCGGCGCGCGCUGCCCAGACACGUGGCCGUGGCGCCCGUCAUCACCGUGGAGCCGCGCCGGAGGAAGUUCCAUCGCUCCAUCACGCUCACGUCCCCGCUGCCCAAGACCGAGGUACAUACAAUAUCUACAUACAUCGGUGCACCAGCUGCCCUGUGCCGGCGCGCGCUGCCCAGACACGUGGCCGUGGCGCCCGUCAUCACCGUGGAGCCGCGCCGGAGGAAGUUCCAUCGCUCCAUCACGCUCACGUCCCCGCUGCCCAAGACCGAGGUACAUACAAUAUCUACAUACAUCGGUGCACCAGCUGCCCUGUGCCGGCGCGCGCUGCCCAGACACGUGGCCGUGGCGCCCGUCAUCACCGUGGAGCCGCGCCGGAGGAAGUUCCAUCGCUCCAUCACGCUCACGUCCCCGCUGCCCAAGACCGAGGUACAUACAAUAUCUACAUACAUCGGUGCACCAGCUGCCCUGUGCCGGCGCGCGCUGCCCAGACACGUGGCCGUGGCGCCCGUCAUCACCGUGGAGCCGCGCCGGAGGAAGUUCCAUCGCUCCAUCACGCUCACGUCCCCGCUGCCCAAGACCGAGGUACAUACAAUAUCUACAUACAUCGGUGCACCAGCUGCCCUGUGCCGGCGCGCGCUGCCCAGACACGUGGCCGUGGCGCCCGUCAUCACCGUGGAGCCGCGCCGGAGGAAGUUCCAUCGCUCCAUCACGCUCACGUCCCCGCUGCCCAAGACCGAGGUACAUACAAUAUCUACAUACAUCGGUGCACCAGCUGCCCUGUGCCGGCGCGCGCUGCCCAGACACGUGGCCGUGGCGCCCGUCAUCACCGUGGAGCCGCGCCGGAGGAAGUUCCAUCGCUCCAUCACGCUCACGUCCCCGCUGCCCAAGACCGAGGUACAUACAAUAUCUACAUACAUCGGUGCACCAGCUGCCCUGUGCCGGCGCGCGCUGCCCAGACACGUGGCCGUGGCGCCCGUCAUCACCGUGGAGCCGCGCCGGAGGAAGUUCCAUCGCUCCAUCACGCUCACGUCCCCGCUGCCCAAGACCGAGGUACAUACAAUAUCUACAUACAUCGGUGCACCAGCUGCCCUGUGCCGGCGCGCGCUGCCCAGACACGUGGCCGUGGCGCCCGUCAUCACCGUGGAGCCGCGCCGGAGGAAGUUCCAUCGCUCCAUCACGCUCACGUCCCCGCUGCCCAAGACCGAGGUACAUACAAUAUCUACAUACAUCGGUGCACCAGCUGCCCUGUGCCGGCGCGCGCUGCCCAGACACGUGGCCGUGGCGCCCGUCAUCACCGUGGAGCCGCGCCGGAGGAAGUUCCAUCGCUCCAUCACGCUCACGUCCCCGCUGCCCAAGACCGAGGUACAUACAAUAUCUACAUACAUCGGUGCACCAGCUGCCCUGUGCCGGCGCGCGCUGCCCAGACACGUGGCCGUGGCGCCCGUCAUCACCGUGGAGCCGCGCCGGAGGAAGUUCCAUCGCUCCAUCACGCUCACGUCCCCGCUGCCCAAGACCGAGGUACAUACAAUAUCUACAUACAUCGGUGCACCAGCUGCCCUGUGCCGGCGCGCGCUGCCCAGACACGUGGCCGUGGCGCCCGUCAUCACCGUGGAGCCGCGCCGGAGGAAGUUCCAUCGCUCCAUCACGCUCACGUCCCCGCUGCCCAAGACCGAGGUACAUACAAUAUCUACAUACAUCGGUGCACCAGCUGCCCUGUGCCGGCGCGCGCUGCCCAGACACGUGGCCGUGGCGCCCGUCAUCACCGUGGAGCCGCGCCGGAGGAAGUUCCAUCGCUCCAUCACGCUCACGUCCCCGCUGCCCAAGACCGAGAAUGGACCCCACGACAAGCAAUCCACCUCAACCCUCCGACUGCUGUGUUCCAUCAUGGGUGGACAGGCGCGCGCCGUAUGGGAGGACGUCACUGGUUCCACGCCAUUGACUGUUACUGAUGACUGCGGAUCGUUCACUACUACCGUCUCGGCCAGGUUCUGGUUGAUGAACUGUCAAAACGUCAGCGAUGCCACCAAGCUAGCGACGGAACUUUAUAAGGAGAUGUUGUUGGUGCCCUUCGAGGUCCGCAUCGUGGUGCUGGGCAAGCGGCUGGACGCGCUGGAAGGCAGGCUGCUGGUGCUGUACAUCACCGAUAGAUACGCGUACGAGACUCUGCUGCAGCAGGAGCACUACACGGAGGUGGCGCACUCGACGUCAGUCAAGUUCCUGGACAGCAAGGAGGUGUACCUGGAGUUCAGCGGGAACCUGGUGCCCGUCACCAAGUCCGGCUCCCAGCCCAUGUUCAAGUUCGAGGCAUUCAAAGACAACCGCGUGGAGUUCCCGGUGCGAGUGAAGCACCCCGAGGAGAGCUCCUCCGGACGUAUUUACUUCAUGAACGAACCUAAGGUGCCGAAGGGCGAGCAGUCCCAGACGCCGGCGUGCGUGCUGGACGUGGAGCUGCCGGAGAGGAGGGCGCCGCGCGCCGGCAAGAGCCAGGCCGACUGCCUCAACCUCGACCAGUCCGGUUUCGACGCCCUGAAGGACGAGCUGAGCUUCCACAGCUGGGACCACCACCACCACGGGCCCAUCGCGCCGCCGCCGCCGCCGCCGCUUAAUGGGCACACGGACGACGAUUUAAUUAUAACGAAUGGCGACGUGAAAUAUCCUACCAAGGACUCCGAAGAUACCGUCAUCAAGCCACAACCCAACGGUGACACCAAUCAUGUCGACUCAAACAAAGUCAAAGCCACGUUCGACUCCGAUGAGGACAAAACUCCCAUGAACACCCUCGAAAAAGGCGACAAGGAGAAGGGCAAGAAGAAGGAGGGCUUCCUCGGCGGCCUCGCCGACAAGGUCAAACACGUCUUCAGCCACAGCCAGGACGAGGACGACAAAGACUCCCCCAAACCCAAACCUAGAGAGUCCAAAGAAAAAAGCCCACCGAAACAAAAGAAAGACAAAAACUCACCAAAACGAGAAGAUAAGGAUAAGAGCCCGCCUAAACAACAGAAAGAAAAGACUCCUAAACCCGAAGAAAAAGAAAAGACACCACCCAAACCUGCCCCUAGACUCAUAAGCGAAGAUCUACUUGAAAAAGUCGAUGAUAUAUUCAAGGAUCUCAAAACGAAACCUCACCAAAAGGAAAAGGAGGAAGAUCUCAACAGUGAAGUGUACACAACCCGUCUAGUUGUCGAUGAAGAUAGACCGGCAAACUUACAAAAUAUUACCGAAGAAGUGUACGAGCAAUAUGCUAACAUGCAGCCGGUAGAAACCCCCAUGCAAAUCCCCAAGAAAGAUCCCUUCGCUUACCCUACAGUAUGCUGCGAUGGCCCCAAGGGACCCAAACAUAGUCACGAAGAAACCUCUACCUUACUCGACCAAAUUGAGCAAGCUAAAUUCGCCGCACAUGAAAAGUUACAUGACGUUGGUGACAAAGUACAAAGCAAUGUGGAUGAAGGUGCUGCUAAGUUGGGACAAGAAAAAGAGAAGUUGCAUCGUCAAGUCUCUGAAUUAAAAGACGAUUUAAUCAUCAAAGAAGAAAACUUCAUAAAGAGUGCUAAGGAUCACGCUAAUGAUGCCAAACACGCAACUGAAGACGGUGUUAACAAGCUCGUGGAAUCCGCGCAUAUAGCUCACGAUGACAUUAACGCUAAGGCUGCGGCUGCUGAGUCGAAUAUUGACAACGAAUUUGACAACCUUAAGUCCUCAACAUACGAUGCUUAUGAGAAUGUCGCUUUUGCUGUAGGAGAUACUAAAAAUAAUUUGAUAAACAAAGCUCAUACAUUGGAUUUCCUUGCGCAAGAACAAGCGGAAGAGAUAAAGAAUAGGGGACAUGAGCAGAUGUCACAAAUCGGACAAAAGGCGAAAGAAGGCGCCAAUGCUGUCAGCGACACCUUCCACGCAGUACAAGAUAAUGUUAACCACAAAGCUCAGGAACUUAAAGCAGGUGCUAAAGAAACUGCCGAUAAUAUAAAAGACAAAACGAACGAAAAAUUACACGACCUUGGUGAAUCGAUAGACAGCGCUAAAGAAAAAGCCGAAGAUACCGCUGCAGAUCUUAAGUCCAAAGCUGGAAAAGAAAAGGACAAAGCGAAAAAAGAAGCUAAGAAAGCUAAGAAGGAAGGCAAGAGCUUUAUUACUGGCCUAGUAAGCAACAUUUUCGGUGAGAAAGAAAAAAUUGAAAAGGAAGUGAAAGGAAAAGUUGCUGAAGGAAAAGAUGCAGCUAACAAUUUGUUAGAUGAAGCGUCGGCUAAAAAAGAUGAAAUCAAGGAAGCUGUGGAACAUAAACACGAGGAACUAAAAGAUGGCGCUAACCGCUUAGCUGAAAAUGUAAACGAAAAAGCUAAGGAAGCUGAAAAGGCCGUUCAUGAUAAGAAAGAUGAACUACAAAAAGCGGCACAUGACAAAAAGGAAGAAGUUAAACAUGCGGCCCAUGAAGUCGGUGAUGCUAUCCACAGUAAAACACAAGAGGUAAGUCAGGCCAUCCACGACAAGAAAGAAGAGGUCGGUAAAGCUGUAAAUGACAAAAAGGAAGAAAUCGCUAACGCUGUCCAAGAUACUACGGAACAGGUUGGCAAAUCUAUUAGUGAUAAAAAGAAAGAAGUCGGGCAGGCUAUUCAUGACAAAAAGGAAGCAAUCCACGACAAGGCAGAAGAGGUUGGCAAAGCUAUUCACGAUAAGACGCAGGAGGUUUCUAGUGCGGUGCAUGACAAGGCUAACGAAGUAAACACGGCUAUUCACGAUAAGACACACCAAGUUGGCUCAGCAAUCCAUGAUAAGAAGGAACAGGUUUCACACGCUGCCGACGAAUUCGGCCAGGCUGUUCACGACAAAACACAAGACUUUUCGACUGCUGUUCAUGAUAAGGCACACGAAGUUGGCUCAGCUAUCCAUGAUAAGAAGGAACAGGUUUCACAGGCUGCCCACGAAUUCGGCCAAGCUGUUCACAAUAAAACACAAGACGUUUCGACUGCUGUUCAUGAUAAGGCGCACGAAGUUGGCUCAGCUAUCCAUGAUAAGAAGGAACAGGUUUCACAGGCUGCCCACGAAUUCGGCCAGGCUGUUCAUGACAAAACACAAGACGUUUCGACUGUUGUUCGUGAUAAGGCGCACGGAGUUGGCUCAGCUAUCCAUGAUAAGAAGGAACAGGUUUCACACGCUGCCCACGAAUUCGGCCAGGCUGUUAACGACAAAACACAAGACUUUUCGAAUGCUGUUCAUGAUAAGGCGCACGAAGUUGGCUCAGCUAUCCAUGAUAAGAAGGAACAGGGUUCACAGGCUGCCCACGAAUUCGGCCAGGCUGUUCAUGACAAAACACAAGACGUUUCGACUGCUGUUCGUGAUAAGGCGCACGAAGUUGGCUCAGCUAUACAUGAUAAGAAGGAAGAAGUUUCACAUGCUGCUCACGAAUUCGGUCAAGCUGUUCACGACAAAACGCAAGAAGUUUCAAAUGCAGUUCAUAAUAAAGCGCAUGAUGUUGGGUCAGCCAUUCAGGACAAAACAGAUGAAGCCAAGCAUGCACUACAAAACAAAGCAUCAGAACUAGGAAACACAAUGCACGACAAAAAGGAAUCUAUAGAAAAUGCUAUCCAUGACAAGAAAGCACAAGUACAAAAUGUUACAGAAUCAGAAAUGGACAGAAUAAGACAAACCGCCGAACAAACCACUGAACAAAUCAAGAAAUCAGCCGAAGAUACAAUCAACGCCGCUGCUGACAAAAAAACAGAAUUACAAGCAAAUCUGUCAAAUAAAUUCGACGACCUACAAAAGCAAGGGCACGAUGAACUACAACACAUCCAAAACGCCGCAAGCGACAAGGUUGGCGAUCUACAGCAGACGUCUAAAAACGCGUUCGACCACGUUCAAGACUCGGCCUUAAGUACUUUCGAUAGAGUCGAAAGUUCAGCUAAGGACAAAGUGAGCGACGCGAAAGACCAAUGGGAAGAUUUGCAGAGUUCCACCAGAGAUACUUAUGCUGAUUUCAGAGAUGACGUUCACGGUUUGGAAAAUUCUGCGCAAGACACGCUCUAUAGCUUCCAAAGUUCUGCUGGAAACACGUUUGAUAGCUUGGAUGAUUCGGCGAAGGAAUUCUUGGGUGGUGUUCAAAGUUCGACGCAAAGUUUCGAGAAUAAUUCUAAGGAGCUAUUCGGUGAUAUGAAGGAGUCUUUUGAGGGCUUCCAAGUGUCGGCUGAAAACCAGUUGGAGGAUGUGAAAGGGGCUGCAAAGCAGAGGUUGGAGGUUACUAAGGGUGCGGCGGCGGAGAGGCUAGAGGAUGUUAGUGAGAGGCUCGAGGGGGUGAAGGAGGGCGCGAAGGAGGGAGGACAGGCGGUGACGGACGCGGUGGUCAACGAAACGGAUAAAUUUACGAGCAGUCUUAACGAUUUGGGCAACUCUGUAUUUGGAUCUUCAGGCAAAGGUUUCAUGAAGGAUUCCAGCACAAAAUUAUUAGAAUCGGAGAAAGCGCAGUCCUCGCCCUCACCACACAAAAAGGGCUCAGGUUUUUUCUCCAAGCUACGGCGCAGUCCGUGAAGGCGACCAAUAGCAUCACUCCGCGGUUUUGAAACGAAAGGCGAUUGGCGGAUGGAUAGAAUGUAAACUUUAAGUACAUUUUUAUUAGAUAGGGGUAUUCUGCUUUAGACGUGUUGGCCCUUCCUUCCUGUAAGCUUCUAUAGAUCUAAGGAGACGUAUACAGUAAUUUGUAUUUCACUAACAAUUUGGGUUACAUUACUGUUAAUAUGUAAUAUUAUGUUCAGCCAUUGUUAUCGAUUCAAUAAGAGCGAAAAUAAAAUGUUAAAAAUAAUAGCGGUGGUAUGGUUACUUGUUAGAAUAUUGUAUCAAUAGAGUUUUACAGCUAUCGUGAUAGGUGAUAGUUUACCAAAUGUUUUUGUAACAUUUUCAUGAUAUAGCAACUUGAAAAGUUACCUAUAAAUGUUACAAAUGAAUUUGGACGGUUUAUCGUUGAAGUGUUCAAAAAUGUAACCUGCCAUUGGGUUUUAAAUAAGUUGGAUGUUUUAUAGCGUUGAAUUUUAUAGGGUAGAUAUGGUUUAAGCAGAAUCGAAUACCUUGCCUUAAUCGUCAAUAGCCGGAGGUGAUAAGCCAAUACACACCAGACACGUAAAGUAGCACGGCUGGUUACAAUGUAUGGAAUUCUAUGACACAUGUCACAUUGUAUAUGUAGGUAUAUUGGUAACAUGAUGCGUCGGUCAUACCUUUAAGUAAUAUCAUACAGUAUAUACUCAGGGAGAGGAGCCGUGUUACACUUACGUGUUGUGGGCGGGAAUUAUGUUAGUUGGGGUCAAUGGGGGAGCACUCGAUUUCGACAAUGACUUUUGGAAUUGGCUUUAAAUUAAAAUAAUCGUUGCGGUGUCGUGUAAAACAACAACUAAACUUCACAGAAUACACACAGCAAAUGGUUCAUUUUCUUGCAACUUUUAUACUUUAAUAAGACUACCAGUUGCCUUUACUCCCUCGACAAUAGCAAUUUAUUUCCCGCCUAUAAGAGUUUAAAUUGGUGUCUUAAUGUUUUUUUUGUAUUGUGGAUGUGUUAAGUGCACACAAGUGUGCGGUGUGUCACAAGGAUGUUAUUUGUUCUUAUGGGUGCUUGGACGGUGGCCACAACUAAUCUUUAAAUAAAUAUAAUCUUACCGUGGGACAAUGCAAGUAUACUGUAGUAAGAGAUAAAACUUAUAAAGGUUUCUUUUUUAUGUGAUCUAUUUCGAAACGCUCAGCGAGCUCACUAGAUGGCGUUAUAACUUAUAAUGUACACGCAUCACAAAAAUGGAUUUCAAUUAAAAUUACUGGGUAGUCGGACGAUAAAGAUUUUAAACUGCAUUCUUAUUGUAGAAACAAGAAUAAGUUGCCACCUAUAACCUGAUUACUUCUCGCUGCAAAUGCAUUUUAUUUCUUUAAAAUAAUUUGUGUAUCCCUUCCUCUGCUAUUAGGCUUUUUCCAUGAACACGAGAUUUUAGAUUACUAGCAUUGUCCCGCUGUAUUUAGUAAAGUAAUAACUAUAGCGUUAAAUUCAUACUUAUCACAACUCACUAAUCUACAUUAUAGCGCACCGAUCAUAAACGACUAAACGUAUACCUACUAUUUUACGAUAAAGCUAUUAUUUUAGACGGUACGUCAUUAAAUAGGCGUAGUAUAAAGUUAUAUCGUUUUAUAUGAUUGGAAAGCAUUUGUCUAUUCUCGUAAGGCCCAAGCAAACCUAUUUUGUCCGUAGAAAAUUCGCAAAAUUCGUAAUUUCUAUGAGAUUGAAUCUUCGAAUCCCUAUUUUUUAUUUAUUAGCCACCUUUUUCUGCUGACAAUAGGGUUUGUUAGACUAUAUUUCAGGCCGUUUAAUAUAGCUCAGUGACCUAAAUAAGGUAAUUUUACCAUUUUAGCUUAAAUUGAAUACGAUUUAUAUUAAUGAAAAUAGUUGUCCUAAAAGGCUAUUGUAAUCAGAGACCUUUCGUGAUAAUAAAUUUCGCCUGAAAUAUCAAAAUUAAUUUCAAUACCAUAGGGAAAUACUUCAAUUAUUUUUAUUUGCUUGGUGCGAAGAAUAUACUAUAAAAUAACUAAAUUCAAAGAUACAUCGUGUUACCAAUGGCAACGCAUGCAAGUAAAUUCGCCUUAUAAUAAUCGUUUAGCACCAGUCUCACAUUUUGAACUUCUCUUACUUUUUAAAUAUUAUGAUUUCUAUAAAUAAUGUAAUGCAGCGACAUCUCUAGCCAAUUUUUGUAACUACAAUAAUAUAUAUCGAGUUGGAUCGCGGUACCUCAUUGUGACGCACGCAACGCACGCAAGUCAAGAGGGUGGGUUAUAAUGUUGUGUACCUCGAUCGAGUAUUUUUAAAAGUCGAGGCUUCUAUAAUAAUUAGAAAUUUUACCGAGUCUUUAAGACUCUUGAGGCACAACACUACGGGCAGUCCCUAGAAAAAAAAUUCUUGAUUGUGUGUUCUUGUUACACUGUGGGCUAUCGUUGAAAAACUGGUUUCACAUUUUUAUAGGCCGAGAGGUCUCGUGUACUGGGCGCGAUGCGUAUUCAUUUUAAAAUAUAGUAAAAUUUUGGAAAUACUGUGAUGCCAAAAUAUUAUGAAUAUUAUGUGUAAAGUUAAAUAGAUUUUUGUUAAUUUAUGAAUAGAGUUUAUCUUCAGUCUAUUUAUUGCUUUUAGUAAUAAAUAUAAUUCCGAAAA
Cydia pomonella (codling moth) is the source of this 14095-nucleotide messenger RNA. RefSeq lists its product as uncharacterized. Gene Ontology annotation, cellular component: extracellular region. The coding region runs from base 169 to 11451 and encodes 3760 amino acids. Gene Ontology annotation, biological process: lipoprotein metabolic process; lipid transport. NCBI's taxonomy places the organism in Eukaryota, Metazoa, Arthropoda, Insecta, Lepidoptera, Tortricidae. The record is from RefSeq and is a predicted model, not a curated record. The transcript is spliced from 36 exons. Gene Ontology annotation, molecular function: lipid binding; protein binding.